UUGGGGGUUUUGACCUUUGAGGACAUCGUAGAAAAGGUUGCUGGCUGGAAGUUAUGUAGUUGAUCGACACUUACAGGACAUAUCUGCAGAAUGGAUGAGAAUGAUGAUCACAUAGCUGUAGUGGGAAUAGGCUGCCAUUUUCCUGGAGGUGAAGGAAUAGAUAAUUUCUGGAAAGUUAUUGUGGAGGGAAGAAACUGCACAGUAGAGAUCCCACCUGAAAGAUUUGAUACAAAGAAGUGGUAUGAUCCAGAUUAUAACAAGCCAGGAAAAAUAUGCACCACCAGGGCAGCCCUUAUAAAAGGUCUUAAUGAAUUUGACAACAAAGUGUUUGGAAUCUCCAAUCCUGAGAAUGAAAACCUGGAUCCACAGCAAAAACUCCUUCUGGAAUGUACAUACCGGGCACUGGAGGAUGCAGGAUAUUCAACCGAAAGCAUCAGUGGAUCCAAAACUGGAGUCUUCAUAGGUCUCAUGAACAGAGAUUGGGAAUCAAUAUUUACCAAUUAUCAAGAUGGCAUCAAUCAUUUUAAUGGAACUGGAACAUCAUCAAGUAUAGCAGCCAACAGGAUAUCGUACUGCUUCAAUCUGACUGGACCGUCCCUGGCGAUAGACACGGCCUGCUCUUCAUCCCUAGUGGCUCUGCAUUAUGCCUGCCAGGCCAUUAAACAAGGAGACUGUGAGAUGGCUGUUUGUGGAGGCGUGAGCUGUAUCUUGGAGCCUCGGAUAUUUGUUGCCCUCACUAAGGCAAAAAUGAUCUGUCCAGAUGGAAUUAGCAAACCAUUUUCACAAAAAGCAAAUGGAUAUGGGAGAGGGGAAGGAUGUGGCAUUGUUUUACUGAAAAAGUUGAAAAAGGCAAAAGAAGAUUAUAGCAAAAUAUGGGGAGUAAUAUGUGCCAGUGCGAUAAACCAGGAUGGAAGAUCUGUGACACCGAUCACCAAACCAUCACAAAAACAGCAGGAAGAGUUACUGAAGAGCAUCUACACAACUAUUGACCCAUCUACUGUUCAGUAUUUAGAAGCACAUGGCACUGGAACACCUGUUGGGGAUCCAGUGGAAGUCACUAGCAUAGGAAACAUAAUUGGCAAAAGACGUAAAAGUGGAUCCCCGCCUUUAAAGAUUGGCUCAGUUAAAGGAAACAUUGGUCACACAGAGUCUGCAGCCGGCAUUGCUGGUUUAAUUAAAGUUCUCCUAAUGAUGCACCAUGAAGUGAUUCCACCAUCAUUACAUUAUUCUAAAGAGCUAGGUAUUAAACAGCUGGAAAAAUACAAUUUAUCAGUUCCGAUAAAUUCAGAAAAAUGGGAGAAUAAUGGGAACUUUGGUAGAACUGCUGGUAUAAACAGUUUUGGUUUUGGAGGAACUAAUGCUCAUGUUGUGGUGAGGCAACAUAUACAGACGAGCUCUCAAUAUUUAUCAAAGAGACCCAUAGACAUUUUUCUUUUGUCAGCAGCCUCGCAUAAAUCUUUAAAACUCACCAUUAAAAACACCAUAGAGGAAAUAAGUAAAGUGGAAUCUUUUUCUCUGGGAAACUUGGUCUACACGUCUGCCUGCAGAAGAAGUCACAUCAAAAACAAAUACAGGAAAGCAUUUCUGGUCUCUUCAUUAAAUGACUUACAACAAAAACUUGCAUCAGCAAAGACUGAAACAUCCCCAACGCAAGGGAGCCCUCAAAUAGUGUUUGUAUUCUGUGGGAAUGGAGUCCUUUAUAAAGGGAUGUGUAGGAUGUUACUGAGAUCAGAACCUGUGUUCCGAGAAAAAUGCAUUGAGAUAGAUGAGUUACUCCAGGCAUAUACACCUCUUUCCAUGACACAGUUACUAGAGAACGAGGCUGAUGAUUUCUCAAAACCUGACAUAGCACAGCCUUUACUCUUCACCAUCCAGGUUUCUUUAGUGGCCCUUUUGGCUUACUGGGGAGUCAAACCAGACUGUGUUGUUGGACAUUCAGUUGGGGAAGUUGCCGCUGCAUGUUGUUCAGGGCAUCUUUCACUCAAGGAUGCUGUAAAAGUGAUUUAUUACAGAAGUGCACUGCAAUCUAAAGUCACUGGAGGCAAAAUGCUGGUGGUAGGCAAUAUACCUGUGGCUGAAAUAGCAAAAGAUGUUGAGCCCUAUGCAGGAAGAAUAAAUAUUGCAGCUUAUAACAGCCCUACCUCAUGUACAGUCUCCGGCGAUGCAGAGUCAAUGGAGAAACUUCUUUACAAACUAACUCAGACUUACAGUAAAAGGAACAUAUUUUUGUAUGAAUUAGAUGUUCCUACUGCAUAUCACAGCUACAUGAUGGAUCCCAUACUACAGGAGGUAAAAGAUAAACUGCAAAAUCUAAACACACCAAAGCCAGGAGUUGAUCUUAUCUCCACGGUAACCGGAGGGAAAGCAACUGAUGGGGAUUUUACAACUGGACAGUACUGGGCCAGAAAUAUUCGGGAACCAGUUGUCUUUGAACAGGCCUUAAGAGCUUCUGUUCAAGGUAAAAGUAAGCCGCUCUUCAUUGAAAUUGGACCUAGAGGAGCUUUAAAAAGAAACAUUCUUGAAAUUUUAGGAGAAGAAACUAUGAUUUUACCUGCCCUUCAUCCAGAAAAAGACAAUGAGACAAUCUUUACCAUCCUGGUGAAGCUUUUCACAGAAGGAUACAAUCCUGACUGGAGUAAUGUUUACAAAACAUAUAAAUCUUUACCGGCUCCUCUUCCUUGUUAUCAGUUUGAUCGCAUUAAACAAAAUAUGAAUUUUGAAAAAAUUCGCCAAGGAAACCAAGCUGUAGCUGCCUCCACUCACCCACUUCUCCACAAGGUGAAUGAAAACCUCACAGAAUUCACAUGUUCCAUUUCUACAGCAGCCACGCCAUUUGUAUACGAGCACAAGAACAACGGAACCGUUCUAGUUCCUGGAACAUUCUACGUAGAGCUUGGUUUGGCAGCUACAAUUUCCACGUUAAAACCUAAAGUGCCUUUGAAUUCCCUCAGCAUGAACAUAAAUUUCUCAACACCUUGUGUGGUUAACCAGGAAUCUCUAAACCUGAAAAUUAAACUGGAGCAAGAAGACAAAGACACUAAUUUUGAAAUCUUCUCCUCACAUGUUUAUGCAUCGGGGCAAAUAAAAAAAAUCAGGGAGGAUUCUAAUGAGAAAAGAAUCUCUCUGGAACACAUCUUGAAACGAUGCAAUUCAAUCUAUGACCAAAAAACCAUUUAUGAAGUCAUAUCGAAGUUUGGAUUUCACUAUGGGACAAUGUUUAAACAGCUAUCUGAUCUCCAUUAUGGGGAAGAAUUGAAGGAAGUAAUUGCUACGGUCAAUGUAAGCGGAGAGAUUCAAGAAACAAUGUAUGAGUAUUAUAUUCAUCCAGUUAUUUUAGACUGCUUUUUUCAAACAGGUGUAAUCGCCAGAGGUGACCUAAAAGAAUCAGGAGUGCUGUUUCCAUCUCAGAUUGGAACACUGACGGUAUUCAGACCCUUUCAAAAACAAAUGUUUAUUUAUGUAAAAACAGUCCAAGUAACAGAAAGCUAUUAUAUCAUCUGUGGAUGUUUUACAGACAAAAAUGGCUAUGUUUUAACAGAAAUAAGGAAUGCUAAAAUGGCGUUUGUCAGGCAAACUUUGAGUGAGGUUGAUAACAUAUUCUUCCAUAAUAAAUGGGUACCUUUCUCUGGGCUUGAAAAGAAAUCAAUACAGACACCAAGCGUCCUCCUGUUUGCUGACAUUGCUGGGAUAGGGCUACAGCUAUCAAAAUACAUACACAGUGGGCUGACAUAUGUCAUGUUUAAUAACUGGCAACUGGACCAUGCACAAUUAAAAGAACUUAAUUGGGGAGACAAGGAGAUUGUGUUCAUGUGGGGUGUCCAUAGAAGAGGCGAAGACUUUCCAAAUAAUCUCACACAAUACUUCGCAAAGUGCUGUGAGAUAUAUCGCCAGGUGAUCAUUGCAGCGAGGAAACAAAAUUCUGCGGCUUCUAUAAGAACAGUCACCUUCAGAACAGUUGAAACCACAGUGGAUCACAUUAAUCCUGGAUUUGCUCUGAUUGGCAUGACUAGAAGUUGUGCAGCUGAAAUGCCUGAUAUUACAUUUCAACUGAUUGACAUUGGUUCUUCAAAAACAGAAGACGUAGAAGCAUUGGCACAAGUCAUUCAGAGUUAUGAACCAAAGGAACACCCAGAAGUCUGGAUAAAAGAGGGGCAAAUAUACACCAGUGAAAUUGCAAGAACCAAAAUAGAUAUUGAACAACAAAGGCAGCAUGAAGUGCCACUAAAAAUGUCUGACAAUUUCGCAUUGUGCAUUGACAAUCCAUACAGAAUUACCACUCUUUCUGCUGAAUUGGAAAAUUCCAAGCCUACAAAGCUUCUGGACAAGAAUGUUGAGAUCCAGAUUGACCGAAUCUGCUUCCAUACAGAAGAUUUCUUUCCUGUGAGUGUUUCGAGCUGGCAGUUUGGAGACACACUGUACUGGAACGCAUUGUCUGUGGAAAAACAUAAACUCCUUGCUUUGGAUUUCACUGGCACGGUGACUGCAGUUGGGAAACAGACUGGGAAACUAAAAGUAGGUGAUCAAGUUGCUGUCUGUUAUCCGACCACCGCAUCAUCCAGAGUGAGUCUUCCUGAAGAUGUUUGCUAUUCAAUUAAUGACAUCCCAGUCUUAAGAUAUCUGCCAUGUAUUUCCCAAUUUAUUUUAGCUUGGGAAAUUUUGUGUAAUCAGUUGCAACAACCCAAAAAUAAUCUGACUCUGAUAAUUAAAUCUUCAGAAACACACUCAAUUUUGAGCAAAAUUCUUGCUAAUGCAGCGAAGAAUAGAGGUUGGGAAGCAACAGUCUCUAGAGACAUUGGCAUUAAUGCCAAGCAAAGCAGUGCCAUGAUUAUCCUACCUUUAUCUGGAAACAUUUCAGAAGAAGACCUUAUUCAGCUACCCUUGCUUAAGGAUGUAUUCGUGAUAUCAGACCAGAAAAAUUCUGAAGGUCUUCAGAUACCAGUUCAGCACGGCAGAGAGGAUGUUCACAUUCAUUUACUUAAUCCAGUUGCCAUCUUUCAGAAAGCAUAUAUUAAAAGAAAUGCCAAAAGCCUAUGCAAAGUCUUAGAGUCUGUUGAUGCAAAUAUAUUUCAAGAUGUGCUGAACACAAACUUUAGUGGUGACACAUUGUGCAGUUAUUUCACAACACAAACACUGCCAAUUAUUGAACUCAACAAAAGCAUUAGCACUAAUAUUCCAUUAUUUAUCAAGGAAACCUCUCUUUUCAAACGUAACGCUGUUUACAUAGUCACGGGAGGUUUGACUGGUCUUGGACUGGAAACAGUAAAGUUUAUUGCGCGGCAUGGGGGUGGUCAUAUUGUCAUUCUGUCCAGAAGAAUCCCCACCGUUGAAAUGCAACAGGAACUAGAAACGAUAAAGAAUCAACAGAUCAAUACCCAAAUAACAUCAGUUUGUUGUAAUGUAACCAAUUACUCAGAUGUGGAAAAGGCCAUGGAUUCUAUUCAGCAAAGUUUUCCAGAUAUUCCAGUGAAAGGCAUUUUUCACAGUGCUGUAGUUUUACAUGAUGGAAUUCUAGAAAGUCUGAACCAAUCUCUGUUUGAGAAAGUGUUAGGUCCAAAGGUUGAUGGGGCUCUAAAUCUUCACUACGCAACAAUUCAUAAACAAUUGGAUUAUUUUGUGUGUUAUUCAUCUGUUUCUUCAUUUACUGGAAACGCAGGACAGGCAAAUUAUGCUGCUGCCAACUCAUUCCUAGAUGUGUUUUGUCAAUAUAGAAGGAACAUGGGUCUUUGCGGUCAAUCCAUCAACUGGGGUGCCCUCAAUCUUGGAGUUUUACUCAACCAGGACAAAAUACAUGAUAUACUGCAAGCAAGAGGUAUACUACUUUUCAACACACAGGAGAUACAUGAAUAUCUUGAGAAAUGCCUGCAAUUAAACAAUUCUCAGCAGGCCAUUGUGAAGUUUGAUUUUAAAGUUUUGUAUGAUAAAAUGCUGUCUCGUAUUCCAGCCCUGAGGAAGCGACUUUACAAGGUGGUAUCUGAGGAAAUCAAAAGUCUGAAAGGAAGAAUCCAAGAUAAAGUAUCUCCUAAAUAUGCCAACAUAAAAUCAGAAGAUUAUGUUAAAUUAAUAAUUAGUGAACUGGCUGGUGUCUCUGUAAGUGAUAUCACAAUGACCUGUCUCCUAAAUUCUUUAGGAAUUGACUCAAUGUUGGCCAUGACUUUACAAAAUAGCAUUUUUCAUGAAAAAAAUGUGAAUAUACCCAUGAUAAAAUUGCUUGAUCCCAGCACAACUGUCUCAACAGUUGUAUCAUUUUUGAAUGAUGAUAUCAAUGAGUAAUAAGUUACAUAACUUGCAUAACAUAAUUCCGUAUGGAUAAAUUGUCAACAUAAAUUGAAGAAGUAUAAUAUUUACAUAAAUGUUUUAAGAGAAACAGUAAAAAAUUUUGGACUCCAUUUCAGGUUCAUAUCUCCCACUUUUUUUGGAAUCUCACAAAAAAAUCCCCCAGGGAUUCAAAAUGUUAAACUAUUAUAACAACAAUGUCAUGUUUGAAAAAGUACACACCAUAUUUUUAGUAUAAAAAUGAUUGAUGUAAUAAUGAUAAAUAUAACCUAGCCUGUAA
Messenger RNA from Spea bombifrons (plains spadefoot toad), 6553 nucleotides. RefSeq lists its product as uncharacterized. Gene Ontology annotation, biological process: fatty acid biosynthetic process. Bases 91 to 6270 code for a protein of 2059 amino acids. NCBI's taxonomy places the organism in Eukaryota, Metazoa, Chordata, Amphibia, Anura, Pelobatidae. The record is from RefSeq and is a predicted model, not a curated record. The transcript is spliced from 7 exons. Gene Ontology annotation, molecular function: fatty acid synthase activity; 3-oxoacyl-[acyl-carrier-protein] synthase activity.